ACCUGGCAACAACGACCCCGGAACAACGGAGCAGAACAUUGUUGACAACUGUAGCUUGUGUUUCCACAACAAUGCGUCCGUCUAAAUGAGUGUGUGUGCGCUGCUUUGUGGUGGGUUUCGGUGGGUUGUGUUCAGUGGGAGCCAAGUGAGGAGCCGGAUUAGUUAAAACAGAUUUAGACCCUCACAAGGUUGCAGUGUAGCUGAGGUAGCUUAAAGCUUAGCUGAAGGUAAAGCAGCAGCAUGGGUGAUGGCAGUGUUACUCCCAGGCUCAGCAACAUGAAAGCGUUGCUGGGAAUAGUUGCAGGAGCUGGAGCUUCCUACGGGAUAUACAAACUGAUCAGCGGAAGCUUUAAGAAAAAUAAGAAAAGUGUCAGCAGCCAGCCCAGUGAAGUUACCCUGCAGCGGGGCAGUCUGCUGGCCAAAGUGUCCGGACUGGAUGUGGUCUGCCCCCGAUCUGAUGUUGCAUCAGGUGACAUUAUCCACCAGUCUCCGGGCAACUUGGAGCCACAGCACUUGAAAAUGCUGCUGUCGUGUCUGCAGACGAGCAAUAAUCCAUCUGACAGAUGUCGGAUCCUGCUUACGUUGGGAAAUGCUGCUGCCUUCACUGUGAAUCAGAAUUUAAUACGGGAAUUUGAAGGGAUUCAUAUCGUAGCUGGUUUCCUCUCUGAUCCUGCGGCAGAGGUUAGAGUGCAGACUCUGAAUGCUUUAAAUAAUCUGUGUAUGAACAUCCCAAACCAGGAACAAAUAAAGGUUUAUGUGCCACAAGUGCUGGAGCUGAUUGAGAUGUCACCGGUGAAUUCUGACCUUCAGCUUUGUGCUCUCAGGCUGCUGACAAACCUUUCAGUCACAGAUAAACAUCAACACCUGCUGAAGAAAUCAAUUACACUUCUACUCUCUCUGCUUGUCGUGAGCAAUGAAGCCUUACAGCUUCAGGCUUCUAAGGUCCUUGUGAAUCUGUCGUCUAAUCCGGAUAUGAUGGAUGACAUUGUUCAAGCUCAGGCACCGGCUUCUGUUGUGCUGGUGUUUGAUGCACGGACAGCUCCUGCGGUGCUUCUACGACUGCUGACGUUUGCAGGGAACCUAAAGGCCUGGAGGCCGUCUGCCCAGGUGGUGGAUGAACUGAGGCGGAAGCAGGAUUGCCUCUUCCGGGUCAUGUUAGAUGAGUCUUCCCAGCUCCACAGUAGACUGGUCCAGCUGCUUUCACACCCUGAUGGGGAGAUUCAGGCCCAGGUGGCUCGCAUCUUGACAUAGAACUGCACUCUUGAUCCAUGCACAGCUUUAGCUCCCACACAUUUUACCAAAGCCGUCAACCUAUCACCCUUCCAGUUCAAUUCUAAAUCUGUUCACAUUAACCUUAGAGCAAGCUGUGUAGCCUCUUCUGGAUACUCAGCUUGCACACUCUCUCCCUAGAUCAAUUAUUACCACACAUAUACUCAACUAAAUGAUCUAUUCCACCUCACCAGCCACUCCUCCCAGUUUCUUACACUAUAAAUAAUUAAUGAGUGAGCAGGAAGCAGGAUUCAUUCAUUCAUUCAGUCGUGUAAAAACAGGCCACCUCUCCCGGUUCCUUUAUCCUGCCAGCAAAAGUUUUCUUCUCAUUGCCAGAGACUCUUCUCCUUCAAAGAUCCACAGUGCCCUUCUUUCUGAGAACUUCACCUACUUUCUCUGAAAGAUAUAUUCCAGGUGAAAUUUCUGAACCCAAACCCACUGCCAAACAUUUUCUAGAGAAUGUGUCAGAAUGACUUGUGCUGCAUGACCCCACUUGCUAGUCCUCUGUGGUUCAGAGAGACACUUGAGACGGAGAGAUGAAGAGGCUACUGGCCGCACGCCUCAGCAUGCCUUCGAGACACGAAUGAAUGGAUGUGCUACAGCUCCAGUCCUUGCUAAUUCAUCAACAUGAUGGAUUUAAAGAUGACCCCUUGACGGUUCUUCAGUGAAAGCAAGAUCUUUUAUCUACGUAUUUAAUUUGAGAAGUAGUGCAUCGUUACUAUAGAAGAGCCAAAGUGAGACGGGGCGGUUGGCUGCGUGCUCUGUGACAAUGUGAGAAGUUCGAUGUGUCGGGAAGACCCUGGAGUUCAAACACUGCCUCCCCCGCAUUGAGAAGAGUUAGUUGAGGUAGUUGGAACACCUGUGAAGGAUGUAACUUUGGCUUUGGAACUGCACCAACAAUGACUGCCUGGGAGAAACCCCCCAGCACUGAUCCAGGACGUACUGCUGGGGCUGCAUCUCUCAACUUAAGAACACCCGCUUAUCCCCCAGGGAGGAGCUGGAGGAAGCUGCAGGGGAAAAGGAUGUCUGGACUGCUAUGAUUGUUUCAACUACCACAAAAAUCGUGCAGAUAUGCAGCUUGGAAAUAAAUGUAGGAAGGGGGAUGACCUGUGAAAGCAGUCUGUAAUAAUAAUGAUAACAACAAUGAUAAAAGCCACGAUUACUGUGUUUGAACAUUUGAAUUAAAACAGCGAGUGAAUGUUAAAUUGAAGCCUUAUUAUGUGUUAAGUUAUGCACUUACUGUAAUAAGACAGGCUGUAAGUGACAGGUCCAUAUGUUGUCUAGCCCGAGGACUGGCGCUGUGGACCCAUCUGCUGACUUGUUAACAAUAUUUACAGAGAGGAGGGUAGGUGUAGGUGCGUACCUCUGAUUUGCAUGAAAAAUUGUGUGUUGGAAUAUAAUUUUUUAUGCAAGGAUUUUAUGGCAUGAGCCAGGGUGUUAAAAGAAAUGCUGCACAUUUUCAUGUUUGGACACUGACUUUAUUGAACCCAAAUCCCAAAUAUCUCUCAGGCAACAUGGUUUACCAGAACAGAUAUUUAGAUUCUCAUAUUUAUUAAAUUAAGUUAGUCAACAUUUUGCCUAUAAAAUGAGAAAUAUGCUUGUUAUGUCUCUUUUGAAUGGUUCAAUAAAUACCUGAUAUAAAAUA
This is a messenger RNA of Morone saxatilis (striped sea-bass), 2914 nucleotides long. It is a transcript of the gene armc10, whose product is annotated as armadillo repeat containing 10. The coding region runs from base 241 to 1251 and encodes 336 amino acids. The transcript is spliced from 6 exons. Gene Ontology annotation, cellular component: mitochondrion. Lineage: Eukaryota; Metazoa; Chordata; Actinopteri; Moronidae. The record is from RefSeq and is a predicted model, not a curated record.